Molecule: messenger RNA, 1603 nt
Organism: Zophobas morio
Lineage: Eukaryota; Metazoa; Arthropoda; Insecta; Coleoptera; Tenebrionidae
Product: CD63 antigen-like
Exons: 6
Coding region: 308-1015 (235 amino acids)
Cellular component (GO): plasma membrane
Source: RefSeq, a predicted model, not a curated record
CGAAAAAUCGCCCCCAUUUCGAUCAUCGCAGCCAAAAAUCAAUGAUUUAGUUGAAAAAAACGUAAAUAUCGAACGAAUUCGGUUUCCAAUAUCGCCACAUCAAUAUUUCAGAGUGUCGGUAGUGGGGGUCGGAGCGCUCCCAUUGGCGGUUGCGUUUCAGGCAUUUCAGGUAUCACGUUUACAUUCCUUUAUUGUGGUGGCAGAAACCAAGCAUAACAGAGCGGCGGAGAGUUAAUGAGGUGUUUGUUUACGCGAGAAACAGUUACCCAGCUGAGUGAUUCGUUCUGUUGCAGAAUUUACCAUCAAAAUGGUGUCUGGAGGGAUGACGUGUGUUAAAUAUUUGCUCUACGUGUUUAAUCUGUUGUUUUUCGUCUCGGGGGCUGUGAUCCUGGCGAUUGGGGCUGUCAUCUACGUGGUGUAUGGGCACUACUCGAAUUUCGUGUAUGACAGUUUUCAGUCGGCCCCCUUGGUUUUGAUCAUCGUGGGGGUGAUUAUUUUCCUGGUGGCGUUCUUCGGGUGCUGUGGGGCGUGCAAGGAGAACCACUGCAUGAUCAUCACUUUCUCGGUAUUGUUGCUGGUGAUUUUCACCAUGGAGGUGGGUACGGGAAUUGCGGGAUACGUGCGGAGGAACGAAGUCGAAGUGAUGCUCGAAAACAAGCUCAAUUCCACCAUGUACGACUAUUACAGCAAUGAGAAAAUUAAAGAAACAUGGGACAUCGCGCAACACGAGGGCAAGUGCUGCGGGAUGAACGGCCCCCAGGACUGGAAUCUCGUCAACCACAACAACACGCUUCCCCACACCUGCUGCCCCGACACCCCCGACGACGGCACCUGCACGCUGAACUCGCCCAACAUCUACACGGCCUCCUGUUUCUCGAAACUGAAGGACGGGUUCACAAAGUACGGCUCGAUUAUAGGCGGCGUGGGAAUAGGGAUUGCCGUCUGCCAGCUCAUGGGGGUGGUUUUCGCCUGCUGCCUGGCACGCUCUAUUCGCCAAGAAUACGAAACGGUGUAGGCGGUGACGUUUAUUUAUGUUUUAAUUUAUCUCGUUAUUUGUUGUAUUUUCCAUUGUUUCCUCGAGUUCUUAUGGGUCUGAUUAUUCUCGACGAUAUCUCAAUUCACUCUUUCUCACUUUGACUGAUUUUAUUGCACAAUGUUCUCAAUUUAGGUGAAGAAUGGAUUAUAUUUUUUCUACGGCUUUUCUUCGGUAGCGUUAAGAUGGCAUCUAUAAUCAAGUAUUGUUCAAAUGAAUUAUAUAUAUUAUUAGGAAGAAAAAGGGAUAAAUGUAUUUUUCUGAGCCAAAUUAUUACGUGGGAGUCAAUAAAACGAACAAACCUUUUUAUGGAUUUUUGAUAAGAUAUUUAUUUGUAACUCAAGCGUCUCUUAUUAUAUGUAAAAUAUGAACUGAAUUUGUACCGUGCGUAGAGGCUAUUAGGGGCGGCGCAUUCAUCUAUCGGUUAACCUCAGUAUCGUGACUGUGUACAGUAUAUUCGUCUAGAGUCUCUAAACCACAGUUAUUCUAUGUCUAGUUGUACACUCGGUGAUAAAUACCUAUUAUUGAUGUUAUGAUAAUUAUAAUUGUAAUAAAGUUGACAAAAAUUUG